UUUGUUGUUUCAGAUAAUAUGAGCUUCGAGGAUUCCAUGGUGGUUUCUGCGGUCGCAUUCGAGAAAACUUGCUCUCUUGAAGGCUCUGGUGAAAGUAAUGGAAUGGAGUUGAAGGAAGGGAGAAUUAAGAAGAGAGUGACGAAAGAAGUUAAAUGUGAGCUGGUGAAUUUUGAUUCCUUGCCAGAUUAUUUCAAGGACAACGAGUUCAUCCUGGGCUACUAUCGAUGCGAAUGGCCUCUGAGAGAGACAAUUCUCAGCAUCUUCUCCAUUCACAACGAGACCCUGAACGUUUGGACGCAUUUGAUUGGAUUUCUUAUCUUUCUUUCUCUGACUAUAUUCACUGCAACGAUGAUACCAAGAGAAAUGAAUGUCCCAUCCAUGCAGCAAUCCUCCAGUCAAGUGACAGAAGCCAGUCUUCCAAUGAAGCAAUCUGGGGUCAUUGCUUGCCUGCCAUCUCCACUUCCAGUGGAUGAAUUGGAGACUUCUACGCCAGCUUCAUCUAUCUGGCAUCUUCCCGAGCUUCUUGUCAACUGUUUGCCAAAGAGAUUCUCCCAUGCUAGAAACAUCACCAAUCCAUGCAUUCUGAUAAGCGUGACAGACCACAUGGCCAACAUAAUAUCACAACUGCUCAUGAAGGAAGUCACUCGCUGGCCAUUCUUUGCCUUCUUGUGUGGAGCCAUGUUCUGCCUUCUCACCAGCAGUAUAUGCCACCUUAUCUUUUGCCACUCCAAACGAACGGCCUAUAUUAUGCUGCGGCUCGACUACACCGGCAUAACAGCCCUCAUUGUCACCUCCUUCUAUCCUCUAGUCUACUACUCUUUCCUGUGUGAACCCUUCUACUGCCACCUUUACAUGAGCUUCAUCACAGCCUUUGGGCUGGCCACCAUCUUGGUCUCCCUUGUGCCAGUGUUCCAGACCGCAGAGUUCCGGUCUGUGAGAGCUGGGCUAUUCUUCUGCAUGGGAGUAUCAGGACUAGUGCCCAUAAUGCACAAAUUGAUUGCAUUCCAUCACCGGCCGGAGGCGAUCCUGUCGACGGGGUACGAGUUGCUAAUGGGUACAUUUUAUGGCCUUGGUGUGGUGGUCUAUGCGACGAGAAUACCGGAGCGGUGUAUGCCUGGAAAAUUCGACAUCGUCGGCCAUAGCCAUCAGCUAUUCCAUGUGCUGGUGAUUGCAGGGGCUUACGCUCAUUAUCUUGCAGGCCUGGUAUACCUCAAGUGGAGAGACACUGAAGGUUGUUAAUGGAAUUAUAGAUUAGCUUUUGGGCCACCAUUAAUUGUUUUGUAUGAGAUUGGCGAAGCCUUUUCAUCUUGUGUACGCCAUGUAGACUAAAAUCGUUAAGAAAGGAUAAGUUUACUCGCAAGGGAUCUUGGUGCUUGUGUGAAAGUGGAGUAUUUGAAUUCCCUAAGAUUGGGGACAGUGGGAAU
This is a messenger RNA of Elaeis guineensis (African oil palm), 1424 nucleotides long. Its product is annotated as heptahelical transmembrane protein 4-like. Gene Ontology annotation, biological process: response to hormone. Gene Ontology annotation, molecular function: signaling receptor activity. The record is from RefSeq and is a predicted model, not a curated record. NCBI's taxonomy places the organism in Eukaryota, Viridiplantae, Streptophyta, Magnoliopsida, Arecales, Arecaceae. Gene Ontology annotation, cellular component: membrane.